Aricia agestis (brown argus) is the source of this 759-nucleotide messenger RNA. It is a transcript of the gene Taf12, whose product is annotated as transcription initiation factor TFIID subunit 12. Gene Ontology annotation, biological process: DNA-templated transcription initiation; RNA polymerase II preinitiation complex assembly. The transcript is spliced from 3 exons. NCBI's taxonomy places the organism in Eukaryota, Metazoa, Arthropoda, Insecta, Lepidoptera, Lycaenidae. The coding region runs from base 107 to 628 and encodes 173 amino acids. Gene Ontology annotation, molecular function: TBP-class protein binding; DNA binding; protein heterodimerization activity. Gene Ontology annotation, cellular component: SLIK (SAGA-like) complex; transcription factor TFIID complex; SAGA complex. The record is from RefSeq and is a predicted model, not a curated record.
GUUUUUAUAAUUUUUACUUUAUUUAGAUUAAAAUCUUAUAUUAAUUGACAUAAUGAGAGUAUAAAAUUUUCAUUCUUGAUAAUUAUUUUUGUGUAUCACAAAUAAAAUGGCGAACAAUUUGAAUCAAGUUCCGAAUAUGCCAACAAUAGGUUCGUUGAAUGCACAAGGGGGUAUACAAUACGCAAACAACCCUUUACAAAGCCCCCAGCUUCAGUCCACAUCACUUCAGGGCUCUCCGUCACAACACAGCCCUAUGGGACAGUCUCAAGUCGGUAAAAUCAACCAAAGUGGUGAUCAAACAACACAGAUUCUUAGUAAGCCAAGAUUACAAGAACUGGUGCGAGAAGUGGAUCCCACUGUACAGUUAGAUGAGGAAGUAGAGGAAAUGCUGCUCCAGUUGGCCGAUGACUUCAUUGACACAACCCUGAACGCUUCAUGUUCGCUCGCAAAACACAGACAUGCUCCGACAGUGGAGCUCAGAGAUGUACAAUUACAUCUAGAAAGACAAUGGAACAUGUGGAUACCAGGCUUUGGCAAUGAUGAACUUCGGCCAUACAAGAGGGCUGCUGUUACAGAGGCACACAAGCAGCGCAUGGCACUCAUUAGAAAAACUAUUAAGAAAUAUUAAGUUAAACAUUAUAGUAAGUUAAUUAAGUAUUUUGUAAUUGAAUUCCACUAACAGGGUCCACAAUGUGGAAUGUGUGAAGAAGCAAUAAAAGUUUUGUCUUUAGCUGAUGUUACAAAAGUUACUCUAAGGAU